CAUCAUCAUGGUCAUGGUCAUCAAACAUUCUAUCAUCAACAACAUAUACCAGAACAAACUGGUAAGAUGCAAUUGACCCUUAUCUUACCAAAUGGUGUUCCGUCUGUUAUCAGUGUUGAUGCUAAUACACCAAUGAUGGACUUGUUAGUACAAGCAGCAUCAGUAAAUAAACUUAAUCCGAGCGGUUAUUCGCUCGUUGUACUUGAUUCUAAUCAACAUAUUAUUCAUUUCAAGGCUAAUCAAACUGUUGGACAAAUUGGUUCUUCAACAAUCAGUCUCCUUCCUAAGGAGGUCUCUCAUCCAAAUUCAUCAUCAAAACCAAAAGCUCAACCAUUUGAAAUAACAGUUCGUUUACAAGUUAAUUUACCAGAUGCUCAAAAGAUUUUAUUACGCGUUGAUCCAACAUUACCAUUACAUGAAAUCAAAGAACAAAUAUGUAAACAAAAAAAAUAUAUCGAUCCAAGUCGAUAUACAUUAUGUUUACCAAAUAAACUUGACAAACCAUUAUUACUUGGUUUAACAUUAGCUGAAUAUAAAACAAAUGAACUUACAUUAGUAAAUUUGAAACAUGAUUUGAAAUUUAAUACCAAUCAAAUUCAGUCAUUUGAUCGUCUUUAUCGUACACGUUCUGAAAGCCAACCAGCACGAGAUCUCGUACAAGAAAUUCAUAUUGACCAUCAAGAAUUAAUAAAUAGCAAACAGCGUCCAGCAAGUGUUCAAUUAAAUGCAAUGCAAGGUCAACAAUUAACAUCAUUACCAACACGUUCUCAACAUCCUAAAACAUCUCAUACAUCACUUCAUGCAUAUUGGAAUGAUCCAAAUUUUGAUACACAAUCUCAAACAUCCAAUUGUUCAUCAACAACAAAAAAACGUCGUGCACCAAGACCACCGGAGUAUAUGAAUUCAACACCUAAUGAUCAAUUACAAUCUUCGGAUUAUCAUCAAAGUCAAGAAUCAUUAACAGAAAGUACAAAUGGAACGAAACAAAAACGUAAAGCACCUGUUUUAUCAAAUACAAAUAUUCAUGAAGAAAAUACAACGGAUGAUCAACAAAUACCGACAGAUAAUGAAUUACAAAAACUCGAUAUUACAAUAAAUCCUGUUGAUGAACAGAAGACACCACCAAGUGCAAGAUUAGUUAUAACAACACAUUCUCAAGAACAGAAUAUUAUUGAAUCACAUUCAUCAACACCAAUCUAUUCUCAAAUACAUAAGGAUAAAGAACCUAUACAAAUUGAAUCUCACUAUUCAACAGUUAAAUCAACUUCAGCAUCACCACAAGUUCAACAAGAAGAAAAACGAAAUCUUUCACCAACAAAUUUUUCCGUUGAAGAAAUAGUUCAAAGUGGUAUAGCUGAACCUCCAGUUGUUUCUCCAACAAAAUCAUCAAAAAAAUCUGCAAAAUCAACGGAUGGUCUUACUAAAAUCAUAAAUGAUCAUAAUGAACGUGCUCAAAUUUAUCAAGCAAAUGAAAAACAAACAGACAAUGUGUCGUAUUUUCGUGUUGCAAAAAGUCGUCAUGGAAAAUUUGAAACAGACAGUCAAGGUUUUAUUAAUACUGCAACGAAUGUUUUUGAUUCAACUAAUAAUACUGAACAACAACAACAACAACAACAGCAAACAGUAAAAACGCCUGAUUUAACAACAAAUAAAACAAUAUUAGCAGGUACUCAACAACAAACAAGAGGUAAACAAGCAUAUGAUUUAUUAAAAAAAUAUGAAAAAGAAGAAGAAGAAAAUGAACAAAGUUUACAACCGAUUGAUACUGAUUAUUUAAAUAUUAUAACAAAUAAUAAAGAAAAAUCACCGACACCAAUUCAGCUUGAAGUUACUGAACGUACAACCCAUAUUUCAGUAACUGUUGAAAGUGAUCGUAAACAAUUAAUUACUCGAGCAUCACCCGUAUCACAACAAACAGCAGGUACACCUCCAAUUGUAGCACCAAAACCAUGUGGUAAAACUAUAACAGAAUAUCGUACAGUUCGACGAAUUGGUCACGAUGGUGAAGCAACAACAACGACUACUGUACGUACCGCAACAGUACCAUCAGAACUGACGGAUUAUAAACAACUAACAUCAUUACAGGCAUCAACUCACCAAUCUGAUGAUUUAGAAAAUACAGACAAAAAAUAA
This is a messenger RNA of Adineta steineri, 2133 nucleotides long. NCBI's taxonomy places the organism in Eukaryota, Metazoa, Rotifera, Eurotatoria, Adinetida, Adinetidae. The record is from the annotation of a GenBank genome assembly.